Messenger RNA from Chenopodium quinoa (quinoa), 973 nucleotides. Its product is annotated as protein PEROXIN-4. The transcript has 6 exons. The record is from RefSeq and is a predicted model, not a curated record. Bases 218 to 691 code for a protein of 157 amino acids. Lineage: Eukaryota; Viridiplantae; Streptophyta; Magnoliopsida; Caryophyllales; Amaranthaceae.
AACUAUGGCGGGUCAUGGCUUUUAAAGGCCUCCAUUCCUAUUUCCUGCCUCUCUGAGUUACUUCGUAUUUCAUUGAAGCGCACUCAACGUUCUCCAUUGAAGCGUUCUCCGUUGAAUCUAAUUCUUGUAUCCCCCAUUGAAGCAGCUCCUAAGCUUACUUCGUUGCCUUCAAGCUAGUCGAGGAUUGGAAUUUUCUGACUUGUCUAUUCCUAGAAAUAUGCAGGCAUCCAGAGCCAGGUUGUUCAAGGAAUACAAAGAGGUGCAGCGAGAAAAAACUGCCGAUCCAGAUAUUACACUUGUUUGUGAUGACACCAACAUAUUUAAAUGGACUGCUUUAAUCAAGGGCCCAUCAGAAACUCCUUAUGAGGGUGGUGUUUUCCAGCUUGCAUUUGCAGUGCCUGAACAGUAUCCUCUGCAACCUCCUCAAGUGCGAUUUUUGACAAAAAUCUUUCAUCCUAAUGUCCAUUUCAAGACUGGAGAGAUUUGCUUGGACAUCUUAAAAAAUGCUUGGAGCCCUGCUUGGACAUUGCAAUCUGUGUGUAGAGCAAUAAUCGCUUUGAUGGCUCAUCCGGAAGCUGAUAGCCCCUUAAACUGUGAUUCAGGCAAUCUUCUACGAUCUGGAGACUUAAGAGGAUUCCAGUCCAUGGCAAAGAUGUAUACAAGACUGGCAGCCAUGCCAAAGAAAGGAUAAGCUUAAGCAUCCUCUUUGCUUGCAUACUGUUAUUGAUAAUCUGCGCAAUGAAGAGAGAAGUUUAUCCCCCACGUUGUAUCUAUGUGGCUUCAUUGAUUCUAAAGUUUCAACGAAAACUCUCUUAUUUGAGUAUAUUAUUAUAUGAUUGUCCCAAGAGGCUUUCCCCUAUUGGCUCUGCUUGUAGUUCCAAGGUCAAAAAGGAUCAAAAAAAACUUUGCCAAACUCAAUGUUAAAUUGUAAUCCUUCGUAAAAAAAAUUUCCGAUUUUUAUUUUUUUGCCAAA